Messenger RNA from Pogona vitticeps (central bearded dragon), 3295 nucleotides. The record is from RefSeq and is a predicted model, not a curated record. Lineage: Eukaryota; Metazoa; Chordata; Lepidosauria; Squamata; Agamidae.
GCGACCCAGGAGCCCGAGAACGUGCUAAGGCUGAGCUGGAAGGACUUGGGACCUUCAGAGGCAGAACAGCUCCUACGGGAGGCCGUCCCUCGGAUUCAGGAACUGGUGCACGAGCGAGACGUGAGCUUGGAGAAAUUGUGGGAGCUCCAACAGGAACAGAAGACGCAGCCUGCUCCUCUGCCAGAGAACCACUGGCAACAUCUGGGGGUGCAGCUGGCCGAGGCUUGGGCCGAGGUGCGGCGUCUGCGGCAGGAGCUCAGCUUCUUGGUUCUACAUGCCUUUAUGCACUGUUGCCUUCCCCAGAACCGAGAGUUGGCAGGCGAGGCCCGCCUCGCAGGGCUGUACCGGGACGAAGUGGAUGCUUUGCGGGAGAAGGCGUUACAGACGGAACGGCUUCAAGCAGAGGUGGCCGCCCUGCGAGAACGGCUGCCUGCGUUGGAGCAGUGCCGGGCCCAGCUCAAGGAGGAGCGCGGGUUUUCCCAGGCUCUGUUGGAAACGAAGGCUAUGCUGGAGGGACAACUGGAAGCAGCCCGUGCCCGAGGGCAGCAGCGGCUGAACCAGCUGGAGAAGGAGAAGAUGCAUCUUCAAGCCUGCUUGAACCAGGUGCAGGAGGAACGGGACCACCUGUAUCAGCAAGCCGAAGACCUUCUGGGAGAGAAGAUGGCUCUUGAAAGACAGCUGAGGCAAACUUUUGGGGAGACCCCCGAGGUCCUCCGGGCGGAAGAGAUAGAGAGUGUCUGGACCCCCAGAGAACCUUCUGAGGCGCCCCUCUUGCUGGGCUACGAAAUAAAAGAGGCCGGCCAAUGGUCGGCCCUGGAGCGCGAGAACCAGGAGCUACGGCGGAAGCUGCAGGAGGCGCUCGAGACGAAGGAGGUGACCCUAAGGCCGGAAAACGCCGUCCUUGACCGUGAGCUAAAACCACCGCAGAGCCAGGCAGAACCGGAGCCGAAAGUCCGAGCUGAAAACCUUGCUAUAGUUAAAGGCCAAGAGCAAGGAGGUCAUGAAGGUUUGGUCCCAGAUAAGAGGAAAACACAGAGUCAGAAGCAAGAAGCGGAGGGGUUGUUGGGCGAAAGGGAGUCCGCCCUGCCAGAGGUUCGGAUCCCACCGAGCCAGGUCGCGCGGCGUCGGGAAGCAGAGUCCCACCAAAGGUUGGGUCUGGAAGACAGCCUGAGAAGUUUGCAGGAAGCUCAUGCUGCUACUCUGGAGAAACAAGAGCGAGAGCGUGAACAGUGGCGCUUGGAGAGGGAGCGCCUGACGGAGGAGAUCCAGGCUUUGGAACGAGAGCAGGAAAUCCUCCAAGCCGGCUCCGGGGCCCUGCAAGCAGCCGCUACGCAGGCCGAGCUGGCACUGGAGGAGGCCCGGCGGAGUCUUCAGGAGGAGCGGCUGCAAGGGGUCCGGCUGGCCCAAAAAGCCCGGCAGGCGGACGAAGCCCUGCACAACGCCCGGAAGGAGCUGGACGCUUUGCAGAGGAGCCGAGAGCAGCACAAGAUCGCACUGGCGCAGCUCGAAGCCGAGAAGGGGGCUCUCGAGGAGAUGCUGAGCGAAGCCGAGAACCGGCGCCGGCGGCUGGAGAAGGAUGGCCAGCGGCUGAAGGCCCAGGUUCAAGUCCAGGAGGAAGCGCUGGCCGCUCAGGGCGCCCGCCUCGCCCGCCUGGAGGCCCAAACGCGGCAGCAGGCCAGGGAGCUGGACAGCCUGCGGGAGGCCGCCCGGCAGCUCCAGGAUUCGGAGCGAGAGGCGGCUGGCCUGCGGGAACGGCUGGACGCCGAGUGCGAAACUUCAGCCAGGCUGAAGGAGGAGCUUCAGCAGGAGAAAGCGAAGGGAAAGGGGGCAGAAUCCACCUUCGCUCAGCUGAGGGAGCAGAUGUUGACAAAGGAAGCCGUUCUUCAGGAAGAAGCAGGAAGUGAGAAGUACAGGGAGGAGAAACACGCGGGACCCUCGGAUGGGAAGAAGAUGGGUGUGGAGGAAGAGAACAGCGUCCUCAAAAGGCAGCUGGAAGAACUGCAGGCUCGUGUGGCCCGGCUUACAAAUAACCAACAGGCAAAAAGCAGCGCUGUCGCCCCGCCGCUCCUAGAGCCUCGAACGCAGCUCCCCGUGGGCCAGAGCCCCCCUGACACAGAGGCGCUGCCCCUCCAGCUGGAGGCGAGAACGGAGGCCCUGAGUGCGAGACUCAUUCAAGUGGAACGCGAGAAUGCGGUCCUGCAGGCUGAGAAAUCGACCCUCGCAGAGCGGCUCAGUCAGUUGGAGUCGCACGUCGACAGCCGACGGGCCAAGCGGCAGGGAAGGGGCAGCAACGCGGACGAAGAAAGCGAGCAACGGCAGGCGCAGAGCCAGGCGUCGCAGGUGGAGGCGGCGUUGCUGCGUUCCCAGCAGGUGUUACUGGAAUCCCAGCUCUCGGAUCUGCGGCAGAGGCUGGCUUUUGCGGAGUCAGAAGCCCAGGCCUCCCAGCGGGCACGGGAAGAGUGGCGGGGACGCUACGAGGCUCUUCUGCGGGAUCAUGACCGCUUGACGGUGCUGCAUGAGCGACAGGGAGUAGAUCUGGAAGGGCUGAUGGGGAAGCAGUCAAGCCUCAAGGGAGAUCUGCGCCGCUUGGAGCAGGAAUACCGAGAACUGCAGAGCAGGCAUAGCCAGCUGUUGGGGCAGAAAACCGGCCUUGAAGAGCGGGAAGAGGCUCUCCGGGAGCAGAAGAAACAUCUGGAAGAGGCUGAGCGCCGUCACCAGGAACUGGCCGAACAGCACAGCAACCUGAAGGAGGAGCAUGAGCGGGUAGUGGGGGAUCAGGAGACGGUGGUGCUGCUGGCUCAGCUGAAAGGGAACCAGGAGGAAGAGAACCGGCACCUGCUUCAGGAGAUCCAGGCGUUAAGCCGGGAGAACAGACGGCUGCUGGAACACAGCAUGGAAAGCCGGGAACACUUUCAGGAAGAGCAGAGGCAGUACCUAGACAAACUGGGUGAGUUACGUCGGGAGAAGCAGAAACUGGUAGAGAAGAUUAUGGACCAGUACCGGGUGCUGGAACCGGCCCUUCCUCGUGGCAAGAAGAGCAACUGGAUCACGGAGAAAAUAAGGAAGCUGAUGAAACCUCGCCGGGAGGCUUUCCGGGAACAGCUGCGCCCCAUGGCUGAGGGCGCUGGCAGCAGUGAGAGCCUGACGGGGCAGGAGAACCACGGCGUGGAGGGAUCAGGUGAGUCCCUGUGGUCCCGAAUGAUGGGAGGAGAAGGAGAGCAAAGUCUAGACACCGAAAAAGAGGCACCGUGUGAUUUUUAGCGUUGGAUUUAUUCCCUGAUCUUGAUCACCUCAG